Polychytrium aggregatum is the source of this 1010-nucleotide messenger RNA. RefSeq names its product ubiquinol-cytochrome C chaperone-domain-containing protein. Bases 209 to 883 code for a protein of 224 amino acids. Gene Ontology annotation, biological process: mitochondrial respiratory chain complex III assembly. Gene Ontology annotation, cellular component: mitochondrion. The transcript is spliced from 5 exons. Lineage: Eukaryota; Fungi; Chytridiomycota; Chytridiomycetes; Polychytriales. The record is from RefSeq and is a predicted model, not a curated record.
CACAACCAUCUGACAGCAGCCCAAGACAGCAGGCUCGUCGAGCGGACUCCCGAGACAGCGCCAAGAUUGCAAGCGACAUCCCGGGCACAUCACCAGCACCCCCCUCCUUUCCCCACAUCCACCGUCCAGCACCGCGGCCCAGUUUUCGUAUCCGCUUCCAAUCCAACCCUUUCCGAUCGAAUCCAAUCCAAUCCAAUCCACUUCCAUCAUGUCCAUGAUCGCUCGGCAACUCCCGAGGGCACACCAUGCCCUGGUCCCAUUUGGCCGUAUCUUUGGCAAGAGGGCGCUCUCGACCUCGCUGAUUGUGCAUCAGCAAAACUUCAACAGCCUGUUUUCCCGGAUCAUCAACCCCAUCGGCUUUGCGCAGUAUCAGAUGCACAAACUGGAUCUGGCCAAGGCUGGCUUCGACACCUGCACCCAGAAGCUCUCGAGCGAGCGCGAGCUGUUCCUCACGGAGCUUGGGCUGCCGCAGACCUUCUACACCUGGUUCAGUUUGACCGUCCUUCACAUCUGGAUCUACAGCGCCCGCCUGAGAGCUGAGGGUGCCGAGGGAAAGGAGUAUCAACAAGAGCUGUUCAACCUGUUGUGGCUGGAUGUUGAGCUCAAGCUGAAUGAGGCUGGGAUCAAGAAGCGAGUCGGCAAGAACAUCGAGGAGCUCAUGGCGGCCUACUACGGCCAGAUCCUGGCUUACGAUGAAGGCCUGUAUGAAGGCGAUGCCAUCUUUUCAGCGGCACUGUGGAGAAACGUGUAUGCAUCUCAAAAGGUCAAGCCGUCGCAGCUCGUUGGGCUACUGUCCUAUGUCCGCAAGCAGCUGUGCCACAUCGACAACGUCUCGACCGAGGAUCUGCUGGCUGGCAAGGGGCUCUUGCUAAAGGAUCAGUAGAGGUCGAAGUGAGUGCAGCUGGAUGGCCUAGUAUUCUGCUGGCUGGCGGCAUUGCACUUCUCGCAAGACUGCCCACACGCCCGUGGCUCUGUUGGAAUGGCAGGAAUACACUUUAUUCAGAAACAAA